Messenger RNA from Cryptotermes secundus, 1047 nucleotides. RefSeq lists its product as uncharacterized. The coding region runs from base 205 to 987 and encodes 260 amino acids. Lineage: Eukaryota; Metazoa; Arthropoda; Insecta; Blattodea; Kalotermitidae. The record is from RefSeq and is a predicted model, not a curated record. The transcript has 4 exons.
UAUAUGCGAUAUGCGAUUGUAUGAAACAAUAGUCAGGGUCGUCAAGGUGAAGAGGUGACGAGUGUGACGCUCGGGUUUCAUCUCGUUGAAUAGUAGUUGGUGGGAAUCGUGGGAAUAGUUGACAGGUGUUGACGUUAAAAUUUAGUGCUUUGGUGAAAGGCGUGUGCCUGUGCGAGUUUGUUCGCGUUUAAUGGGUGUGGCAUAAUGGAAAAGGAAAAUUAUGCUGACAUUGUACAGCUGUUUAAUAUCAGGCUUUGUUAUUGUCUUACGGGAAUUUCUCGGACAUGUGCCCUAAUACGCAAACACAAGGAAAAUUUGCACACGUCUGGUGAUUUUAGUUUUCCAACACAAUUGGAAUAUUGGCUCAAUAGUGUACCUUUUGUGCCAAAUUUUGCGGCCACAAAUCUGAAGACAAUAUUGGAGUACUCUUAUUUAAAUAGAGUACAUGGUGCUGAGAGUGAUACAGUUUGUGAUGGGGAGGAAUGGGUGAUACAGAAUAUUAUAGAGACUAGUAAAUCCUGGCCUCUUGUUGUAAGCAAGUGUGCAAUUGAAUGCAACAGAGUCCAGCUGUAUCUGAACAGAAAACUCACCUUUAAGUAUGUUCUGCACAGUGUUCUGUCCCAGAAAUGUAUGUAUGGGCAGUUGUCAUCAAAGCAGCAGAGAUUUGUUAUAACCUCUGAUGGGUUGCAAGAAGAUAGAAGCAAAAUGGACCUGAGUGAACUGAGAAUUGAACUUCUCAGAAGUACUGUCACUAAUUUGCUGAAGGCUGUAGGUUAUAAAAUGGCUGACAUGGAAAAAAGCUGUGAAGAGGAAUCAAUAAUAUACCUACACCUUUCCGCCAAAUCAUCAAGUGACACCGUGUCUGGAUAUGAGCGAGUCAUAUGUGGUGUAGUUACGAACUCCAGACACCAUUGUAAAGAGAGUACUAUAACAGCCCAAGAAUACCUGAGAAGUAAUCCCAGCCUCACUGCAUUUUCCUGUUUCUGACAGUUUGGUGGGUUAAGUCAGAAGGAUGGGCUGGACAUGUAUUAGAGGUAGGGGAAAAGA